Cygnus atratus (black swan) is the source of this 2282-nucleotide messenger RNA. It is a transcript of the gene CHDH, whose product is annotated as choline dehydrogenase. The record is from RefSeq and is a predicted model, not a curated record. Gene Ontology annotation, cellular component: mitochondrial inner membrane. Lineage: Eukaryota; Metazoa; Chordata; Aves; Anseriformes; Anatidae. Gene Ontology annotation, molecular function: flavin adenine dinucleotide binding; choline dehydrogenase activity. The coding region runs from base 327 to 2174 and encodes 615 amino acids. The transcript has 8 exons.
CCCAGGGCCGGGGAGGAACAAGCUCAAGCACUCCCGGGGCGGGACGGGGAGGUCUCCUCAGCGCCGGGGCCGCUGUGAGGGGCGAAGCCCGGGGCCCUGCCUCGGCCGCCGUGCGUGAGGCGGACUUCGGCCCGCGGCCGCUCCGGGGGUUUUCGACACCGCCCCGGGCCAGCCGAGCGCCUUUCCCCGACGGGCAAAGGGCGCCUUGCUGCGGGAGAGCCCAGCCCGCCCCGCUCCCCUGCCCGGCCUCCCCCGGCGCUUCCCAGGGACCGUGCCCGGGCGUGCGAGACAAAACACCCAAUUCUGGAGGAAAUACUGUAGGAACGAUGUUCUUAGUAAAGAUGUUCUACUUAAUCAAAGGAGUUAAAUGUUACAGUCCUGUGAGUCAGAUGCACAAAGUAACAGGAGCUCUGUUUAAAGCACACCUGUUAAGGAACACAUUGGGCAACAACGAAUCAUUCACAAUCGCACGUGCAUUGUCUCAGCUUAGUUCUGAAAAGGCAAACUCUUAUAAUUAUGUCAUUGUUGGAGCUGGAUCAGCCGGGUGUGUAUUAGCCAACAGGUUGACUGAAGACCCUCUCAGUACUGUACUACUUUUGGAAGCAGGCCCUAAAGAUACCCUUCUAGGUAGUAAGAGGCUGAUGUGGAAGAUUCAUAUGCCUGCUGCAUUAACUUACAACCUCUGUGAUGAGAAAUAUAACUGGUAUUACCACACAACUUCACAGAAACAUAUGGAUAAUCGGAUUAUGUACUGGCCCCGAGGAAGAGUGUGGGGUGGUUCCUCUUCUCUCAAUGCAAUGGUGUAUAUUCGUGGGCAUGCUGAAGAUUAUAAUCGAUGGAGCAGAGAAGGGGCUGUAGGAUGGGACUAUGAACAUUGCUUGCCCUAUUUUAAGAAGGCACAAACGCAUGAACUGGGACCAGAUCAGUAUAGAGGUGGAAAAGGACCUCUGCAUGUGUCAAGAGGGAAAACAAACCAUCCUCUUCAUCACGCAUUCCUGGAGGCAACUCAGCAAGCUGGGUAUCCCUUCACAGAUGAUAUGAAUGGCUAUCAGCAAGAAGGAUUUGGCUGGAUGGACAUGACUGUACACAAAGGUCAAAGAUGGAGCGCAGCUAGUGCUUACCUUCACCCAGCCAUAUCCCGCCCAAAUUUGUCAAUCACAGAGAAGACACUUGUAACAAAAAUCUUGUUUCAAGGAACAAAAUCCAUUGGUGUUGAGUAUUUGAAAAAUGGUCAAAUGAAAAAGGCUUUUGCCAGUAAAGAAGUUAUUUUAAGUGGAGGUGCCAUAAAUUCUCCACAGCUGCUUAUGUUGUCUGGGAUUGGCAAUGCAGAUGAUCUAAAAAAACUGGGGAUCCCUGUUGUUUGCCACCUUCCUGGAGUAGGCCAGAAUCUUCAAGAUCACUUAGAAGUGUACGUCCAGCAAAAGUGCACCAAACCUAUCACUCUGUAUAGUGCACAAAAGCCGGUUAGCAUGGCAAGGAUUGGUCUAGAAUGGCUUUGGAAGUUCACAGGUGAUGGAGCCACUGCCCACUUAGAAUCUGGUGGGUUUAUUCGAAGUGAGCCGGGAGUUCCUCACCCUGACAUUCAGUUCCACUUUCUUCCUUCUCAGGUGAUUGAUCAUGGUCGCAUUGCUUCCACAAUGGAAGCUUACCAGGUCCACGUGGGCCCCAUGAGGAGCACAAGUGUGGGCUGGCUGAAGCUGAAAAGUACAGACCCAAAGGCCCAUCCAAUCAUUGAGCCUAACUACAUGUCCACAGAAAGAGAUAUUUGGGAAUUCCGCCAGUGCAUCAAGCUGACCAGGGAGAUCUUUGCUCAGAAAGCUUUUGAAAAAUUUCGUGGGCCUGAAAUUCAACCAGGAAACCAUGUUCAGUCUGACAAAGAAAUAGAUGCUUUCAUAAGACAGAAGGCUGAUAGCGCUUAUCAUCCUUCCUGCACCUGUAAAAUGGGUCAGCUUUCAGAUAGCACUGCUGUAGUUGAUCCCCAAACAAAAGUAAUUGGUGUUGAAAAUUUGAGAGUAGUAGAUGCCUCAAUAAUGCCCAGUAUUGUCAGUGGGAAUUUGAAUGCCCCAACUAUUAUGAUAGCAGAGAAAGCUGCAGACAUAAUUAAGGGGCUUCCGUCACUUCAGGAGAAAAAUGCUCCUGUAUAUAAGCCCAAGACCUUAGAAACACAACGAUAAACAAUGUUGCCAUACUUUUAUACUUUUGCCACUUAGUCUUUCAGUCUUUCAUCAGCAUGUUGGUAUGUCACACUGGACAUGCCAACCAAAUAAAAGCUAUGCAAAAAG